Molecule: messenger RNA, 1794 nt
Organism: Metopolophium dirhodum (rose-grain aphid)
Lineage: Eukaryota; Metazoa; Arthropoda; Insecta; Hemiptera; Aphididae
Exons: 11
Coding region: 1-1794 (597 amino acids)
Source: RefSeq, a predicted model, not a curated record
AUGUUGAGUCAUCAAAGGGGAGUAAGACCACAUAUUGAAUUUAGUCGCAGCAUUAAAAGAGAUAUCGAUAUAACUGAUACAAAUAAAAAUUAUGCAAGAACUAAAAAAACUAAUAAAGAUAGAAAAUCAAUGCAAAAUACUACUAAAAAAGAGAAAGUUGUAACAGUUAAAUCUGUGGAUAUUGGGUUACCAGGUACAAGAAAAAAAAGAGCUCUUAAAGAACAAAUUGAAACUUUUGUUGAAGGAAUGACUCCAUUAAAAAAGUCUAAUACCCAGCAAGAUACUUUAAAUAAAGGAAAACUUGAUGAAAUACAAAAACAUUCGCAAUCAAAAACCAAAGAAGUUGUAACUACUAAAUCAAGUGUAUCAGUUUUAAACCAUCUUACAGAUGAAGAGGAGAAAGCAACUUCAAAUGAUUUAAACCCAUCACCUGUUAAUAUUGAAGUUGAGCCAUUAGAUAAAGACUCACCAGUGAUUGUUGGAGAUAACUUAGGUGUAUACUAUGGAGAUGAACAAGCCACAACUUAUGGUGCAAAAUUUAUUGACAUGUGUGGUUUUAAAAGAGCAAUGAAAUAUUAUGCACAUUUUAAAGGAUGGAAUUUACGUUCUGAUGUAGUGCAUAUUGUUAAUAAAACCAAGGAACCGGAACCAGAACCCAAAGUUGAUAAUGACACAUAUUCUUUAAAAACUAAUCCUCCUGAACAUUCGCAAUCAAAAACCAAAGAAGUUGUAACUACUAAAUCAAGUGUAUCAGUUUUAAACCAUCUUACAGAUGAAGAGGAGAAAGCAACUUCAAAUGAUUUAAACCCAUCACCUGUUAAUAUUGAUGUUGAGCCAUUUGAUAAAGACUCACCAGUGAUUGUUGGAGAUAACUUAGGUGUACGCUAUGGAGAUGAACAAGCCACAACUUAUGAUGUAAAAUUUAUUGACAUGUGUGGUUUUAAAAGAGCAAUGAAAUAUUAUGCACAUUUUAAAGGAUGGAAUUUACGUUCUGAUGUAGUGCAUAUUGUUAAUAAAACCAAGGAACCGGAACCAGAACCCAAAGUUGAUAAUGACACAUAUUCUUUAAAAACUAAUCCUCCUGAAUUAUUUAGAACUAUAUAUAUUCUAAAUUCUAUGGCUCUAGGGCUAGUGCUCUCUUUGUGGCCCGAGUAUAAAUGCCAUGGAUCUAGGGUUACCACCUCUCCGGGUUUCACCAGAAGCACUAGAAUACGAGGAUUUCAUGAAAACACUAUGCCCAGUACCAGCAAAAGUGUUUAUUAUCAAGAUUUUGAUGUAAAUAGCGAACUAUUUUGUGAAGAGACUAUACCAGGUAGUCCAACUAGUACAUCAGAAGAGCAAAAUAAUCAAGAAGAAAGAAAAAAAGCUCCUCAAGAACUCUAUGAAGAAAGAGAAGCUGUUAUAGCCAUAUAUGCCAAGAAUCACUCUUUAAAUAAAUCAAAUACUUUGAUGGGUGCUACUAAAGAAAAAAAGAUAGAAAUAUAUACUAAUAUUUUUCAUAAUUUUAUCAAAAACUAUGGAGAUGGAGAUGGAUUUCAACCUAAUUGUGAUCUAGUAACUGCUAAAGUAUGUUAUAUUCAUACUAAAUGUGUAAACAAUGGAAUAGAAACAGAACAUGUUUUAAAGAAAAUGACUUCAUCACAGCGACAAGCUGUGAUACUAGCUGAAAUGAACAAGUUGCAAUCUUCAUUUAAAAAAUGUCAGAAGAAGUUAGCUAUUAUCGAUAAAAGAGUUAAAAAAAUUCAAAAGCGAAAAAGAAAAAUGGCAAAAGCUACUGCUACUACUACGAUUUAA